This is a messenger RNA of Phalaenopsis equestris, 4436 nucleotides long. RefSeq names its product ABC transporter B family member 9-like. The coding region runs from base 411 to 4349 and encodes 1312 amino acids. NCBI's taxonomy places the organism in Eukaryota, Viridiplantae, Streptophyta, Magnoliopsida, Asparagales, Orchidaceae. The transcript is spliced from 13 exons. Gene Ontology annotation, biological process: transmembrane transport. Gene Ontology annotation, molecular function: ABC-type transporter activity; ATP binding; ATP hydrolysis activity. The record is from RefSeq and is a predicted model, not a curated record. Gene Ontology annotation, cellular component: membrane.
AUGAUACAUUGGGAAAAAUGAUUGUUAUAUCGAAUACAAAUUGAGUCAAACAUACAAUCAAAUUUAAUUCAGAACAAAAAUAAAUUAACUUAUUAGGAAUGUAUCUUCAGUCAGCAAGCAGCUUGGAUAUUUCACACGAGAAGCAGAGACUUACACUGGAAUGCGGUGGUUUACGUGAUGUUAUAUCAUAGAAAUUAAACGUUCAUAUUUGGCAAAGGGCAAAGGAAUCGAACGUUGGGAAAGCAUUCAGGGUUGGUGCAUUCUUCCAGGAGGAGCAUGCCCGAAUAAAUUUUAUAUUUUUUUCUUUUUUACGGAAAAAAUCCUUGUUGUUCCGCGAAGCCAGGAAAAACUGCUGAUUAUCGGGAGAAGUGGCGAUCGAAACCAUUCAUCCUUCUGUCAAAUGCCUACCAAUGCUUCGCAAUUCGUUGUCAUGCCAGCUCAUCUUGGCCUUACAAAUGGGAUCCACUCUACGCCGUUUCAAGCUCUCGCAUCAUCUCGGUUGUGUUCUAUACCAUUUUUAUUUGAAGGAACGAAGAAGGGCGAUAUCGAAGAAACGUGGGAUGGACGGGGGCGAAGAUGUGAACAAGGUAGGUAGGAAGGAGGAGAAGGUGGCAUUUUUCAAGUUGUUCUUCUUCGCGGAUUCCAAGGACGUGGUUUUGAUGCUGGUGGGCUUCUUAGCAGCGGUAACGUCCGGGCUUUCCAUGCCGCUCAUGGCCUUCAUCUUUGGUGAGCUUAGCAAUGCCUUUGGCGUCGCCAACCGAGAAUAUGUUGUUCGUGAUGUUUCAAAGGUUGUUUUACAGUUCAUAUAUUUAGCUAUUGGAACUAGCGCCGUGUCAUUUCUACAGGUGUCAUGUUGGAUUGUGACUGGAGAAAGGCAAGCUGCACGUAUACGUAGUUUGUAUCUACAUACCAUAUUAAGACAGGAUAUAGCCUUUUUUGACAAGGAAACAAACACUGGUGAAGUAGUAGGCAGGUUGUCCGGUGACACAAUACUUAUUCAAGAUGCCAUUGGUGAGAAGGUCGGGAAGUUUAUACAACUUGUUUCAACAUUCUUUGGGGGCUUUAUCAUAGCAUUUGUCAAAGGUUGGCUUUUGACUCUGGUCAUGAUGUGUAGCAUUCCAUUCAUUGUCAUGGCUGGUGCAACAAUGUCUUUAAUAAUAUCAAAAUUGUCUGCUCGUGGACAAUCAGCAUCUGCUGAAGCAGCAUCUAUUGUUGAAGAAACAAUGGGGUCCAUUAGAACAAUUGCGUCUUUCUCAGGAGAGAGACGGGCCAUUGAGAUGUAUAAUAAAUUGAUUAGUAAUGCUUACAAAUCCGUCGUUCACCAAGGAACUGCUGCGGGAUUCGGUAUUGGAUGUGUUACAUUGUUUGCUUUUUGCAGCUAUGCCAUAGCUGUCUGGUAUGGUGCUAAGCUAAUCCUUAUUAAAGGCUACAAUGGAGGGGAAGUCGUCAAUGUAAUGCUAGCUGUUAUGACAGGUGCAAUAGCUUUAAGCCAGGCUUCCCCCUGUGUAAGUGCUUUUGCAGCAGGACAAGCUGCUGCAUACAAGAUGUUCGAGACAAUCCAAAGAAAACCAGAGAUUGAUUCAUAUGACAAUAAUGGCAUUGUUUUGGAGAACAUCAAGGGCGACAUAGAACUGAAGGAUGUUUAUUUCAGCUACCCAGCCAGGCCUGACCAUUUGAUAUUUAAUGGCUUCUCUUUGCGUGUGCCAAGUGGUACAACUAUGGCUCUUGUAGGUGAAAGUGGUAGCGGGAAAUCAACAGUGGUUAGUCUGGUUGAGAGGUUUUAUGAUCCUCAAGCUGGUGAAGUAUUAAUAGAUGGUGUCGAUCUUAAGAAGCUCAAACUAAGGUGGAUAAGGGAGCAGAUUGGACUUGUUAGCCAGGAACCUGUUCUUUUCACAGCCACCAUUAAGGAAAAUAUUUCCUUUGGAAAGGAAGGUGCCAGUCUUGAUGAAAUUAAGAGAGCAAUUGAUUUUGCUAAUGCUUCAAAAUUCAUAGAAAAGUUACCUGAUGGACUUGAGACAAAGGUUGGGGAGUAUGGCACUCAGCUAUCUGGUGGGCAAAAGCAGAGAAUUGCAAUUGCUAGAGCAAUUUUGAAGAAUCCGAAGAUCUUACUUUUAGAUGAGGCAACCAGCGCAUUGGAUGCAGAGUCUGAGCGAGUUGUUCAAGAUGCUCUUGUAAAUAUCAUGUUAGACCGAACUACCAUAAUUGUGGCCCAUCGCUUGAUUACUGUGAGGAAUGCUGAUACCAUAUCAGUUCUUCAUCAUGGAAAUCUUGUUGAGCAAGGUUCGCAUUGGGAAUUGAUUGAGAAAAUUGAUGGGUCUUACUCCCAGCUUGUACGAAUGCAGGAACUAAACAAGGAAUUAAAAUCAACACCUUUAGAUAGCUUACUUGAAACAGGGCUAAGCUGUGUCGCUUUGAAAAGAUCAGGAAGUAUUGCUUUUUCUCAGACGAGAUCAUUUUCUCGCAGCUCUUCAUGCGGAGGAAGCAGUCGGCCUUCUUUUAGGCUAUCUUUUGGUUUGCCUGGUGUGGUGGAAGCUGAUUUAAAUAACCCAGAACCACACGAUGAGUGGAAGAAAGGUCGCGGAAAAACUAAGGAGUGGAAGGAAGUUUCUAUCUUGUGGAUUGCUCACCUCAACAAGCCAGAGGUCCCAGCUCUUCUUCUAGGAUCUAUUGCUGCAGCUGUCCAUGGAGCCAUAUUUCCCGUCUUUGGAAUUUUGAUUUCUAGUGCCAUCAAGUCAUUCUAUGAACCACCACAUCAACUACAAAGGGAUUCCAGAUUUUGGGCACUGAUUUAUUUAUUAUUUGGUUUCAUUGCUUUUCUUUUGGUGCCAGUACAAUACUACUUAUUUGGAGUUGCGGGAGGGAAACUAAUAGAACGCAUCCGUUCGCUGUCUUUUGAGAAGGUGGUGCACCAAGAGAUCAGCUGGUUUGAUGAACCUGCAAAUGCUAGUGGGGCAAUAGGUGCACGGCUGUCUUCAGAUGCAUCUUCCGUGAAAAGUCUUGUCGGUGACACUUUAGCUUUGAUAGUUCAGAACAUAGCAAAUGUUACAGCAGGGAUAGUUAUAGCCUUCGUUGCAAACUGGAAGCUUGCAAUUGUGAUUUUGGCAAUCGUACCUCUUGUGGGGCUGCAGGGUUACACUCAGAUGAGAUUCCUUCAAGGAUUUAGUGCUGAUGCCAAGAUUUUGUAUGAAGAAGCUAGCCAGGUGGCAAGUGAUGCGGUCACCAGCAUCCGUACCGUAGCUUCCUUUUGUGCAGAGGGGAGAGUAAUGGAUGCUUACCGUAAAAAAUGUGAAAAUCCGGUGACACAGGGAAUUCGGCAGGGGCUAAUAAGUGGAAUUGGUUAUGGCUUUUCAUUCUGCAUGCUGUAUUGUACCUAUGCUCUGUGUUUCUACGUUGGAGCUCGUUUUGUACAUGAUGGACGAGCAACAUUUACGGAAGUUUUUAGGGUGUUUUUUGCUUUGACCACGGCAGCUAAUGCAGUUGCACAAUCAAGUACAUACGGGUCUGAUGCUACAAAAGCCAAGGACUCAGCUGCUUCUAUAUUUGGAAUUCUUAAUCGGAGAUCCAAGAUUGAUUCAAGUAUUGACGAGGGUUUGGUGUUGGCAGAUGUUAAGGGGGAGAUUGAAUUCCAGCAUGUUAGCUUCAAGUACCCUACGCGUCCAAAAGUGUCCAUCUUCAACGAUCUGUGUUUGCAAAUCCCUUCUGAAAAGACAGUUGCACUAGUUGGUGAGAGUGGCAGCGGAAAAUCCACAGUGAUCGCUCUCAUUGAGCGAUUCUACGAUCCUGAUUCAGGCACCAUUCUUAUUGAUGGAGUUGAGAUACAUAAGUUAAAUCUUAGCUGGCUUAGGCAGCAAAUUGGAUUGGUGAGCCAAGAGCCUGUGUUGUUCAGUGGCACAAUACGUUCCAACAUAGCCUAUGGCAAGCAAGGCCAUGUAUCUGAGGAUGAGAUCAUUUCUGCCGCCAAUGCAGCAAAUGGGCACCGCUUUAUUUCAUCGCUUCCUCAGGGCUAUGAUACAGCUGUUGGAGAGCGAGGCGUUCAGCUCUCAGGUGGGCAGAAGCAGCGCAUUGCAAUUGCGAGGGCUAUGAUCAGGAAUCCAACGAUUCUUCUACUUGAUGAAGCAACCAGCGCAUUGGACGCAGAAUCAGAACGUGUGGUGCAGGAAGCGCUCGAACGUGUGAUGGUGGGACGGACAACGAUCAGCAUUGCUCAUCGCUUAUCCACAAUCCAGGGCGUUGAUGUUAUUGCUGUGGUCAAGAAUGGCGUUAUUGCUGAACAAGGACGGCAUGAGGCACUUAUGAGCAUACCAAAUAGUGCUUAUGCUUCACUGGUUAAUCUUCAUAUGUCAUCCUAAUCAAAUCAACUAAUGUUUUGUUCUGGACAGGUUUUAGCUACUCUUUGAACCUAUUCUUUCCUAUCCUGCAGCAUGAUUUCGUCGAUA